Pteronotus mesoamericanus is the source of this 1699-nucleotide messenger RNA. It is a transcript of the gene SFRP5, whose product is annotated as secreted frizzled related protein 5. Gene Ontology annotation, molecular function: Wnt-protein binding. The coding region runs from base 96 to 1043 and encodes 315 amino acids. NCBI's taxonomy places the organism in Eukaryota, Metazoa, Chordata, Mammalia, Chiroptera, Mormoopidae. The transcript has 3 exons. Gene Ontology annotation, biological process: canonical Wnt signaling pathway; non-canonical Wnt signaling pathway. The record is from RefSeq and is a predicted model, not a curated record.
CUUCGGCUGCAGUGGCUGGAGGGGAGCAUCGUGGCGGCAGGAGCACGCGGGGCAGCUGGGGGCGCCGCGCACCAAGCAGCCAGGACUGCGCAGCCAUGCGGGCGGCGGCUGGGGGAGUUUGGGCGGCAGCGCUGGCCCUGCUGCUGGGGGCGCUGCACUGGGUGCCAGCGCAUGGCCAGGAGUACGACUACUACGGCUGGCAGACAGAGCCGCUGCACGGGCGCUCUUACUCCAAGCCACCAAAGUGCCUCGACAUCCCUGCCGACCUGCCGCUCUGCCACACCGUGGGCUACAAGCGCAUGCGGCUGCCCAACCUGCUGGAGCAUGAGAGCCUGGCCGAAGUGAAGCAGCAGGCGAGCAGCUGGCUGCCGCUGCUGGCCAAGCGCUGCCAUUCGGACACGCAGGUCUUCCUCUGCUCGCUCUUCGCGCCCGUCUGCCUCGACCAGCCCAUCUACCCGUGCCGCUCGCUGUGCGAGGCCGUGCGCGCCGGGUGCGCGCCCCUCAUGGAGGCCUACGGCUUCCCCUGGCCCGAGAUGCUGCACUGCCACAAGUUCCCCCUGGACAACGACCUCUGCAUCGCUGUGCAGUUCGGACACCUGCCCGCCACCGCGCCUCCAGUGACCAAGAUCUGCGCCCAGUGUGAGAUGGAGCACAGUGCCGACGGCCUCAUGGAGCAGAUGUGCUCUAGCGACUUUGUGGUCAAAAUGCGCAUCAAGGAGAUCAAGAUAGAGAAUGGGGACCGGAAGCUGAUUGGAGCCCAGAAAAAGAAGAAGCUACUCAAGGCGGGCCCCCUGAAGCGCAAGGACACCAAGAGGCUGGUGCUGCAUAUGAAGAAUGGCGCGGGCUGCCCCUGCCCACAGCUGGACAGCCUGGCCGGCAGCUUCCUGGUCAUGGGCCGCAAGGUGGACGGACAGCUGCUGCUCAUGGCCGUCUACCGCUGGGACAAGAAGAAUAAGGAGAUGAAGUUUGCUGUCAAAUUCAUGUUCUCCUACCCCUGCUCCCUCUACUACCCCUUUUUCUACGGGGCAGCUGAGCCCCACUGAAGGGAGCCCCUCCCUGUCCCGCUGGCUGGCUGUGCCUUGCCCCUCUGUUCCUGCCCCUGGGGCGCAGUGUUACCUCCUGCCCCCGGCCUGGUCCUGAGUCCCAGAACGGGCCCUAGGGGAUGGGCAAGGAGCCUGGGACUGUUUUUGACCAAGGAGUUCUGGGGUGUCCGAGAGCUUCCUCUCUUUGAAGUAAGGCUUUCUCUUUCGGGGGGAGACCCCCAGGGUCUCAGAAUAUAGGCAGAGUGGGGAGAGAUGGAGGGAAACUUUGGGGGGGGUGGAGCUAGGAGAAGCCCAGGUGGUUUCUGGAGUGGACUGUGGUGUCAUCCCCCCUCUGCUGGUGGCAGGGCCCCGCCUUGGAGGGGGAAGUCUGGGUACCGGGCCGAGCUCCUUGAGGAUAGUUCUCCACCCCCACCGUCCUGUCGUGUGCCCUCUCAUAGCUCCCAAAGGAAAGGCAUUAGGGGCACAGUGUCCUCCAGCCACACCUCCUCACUGUCCCCGCCUCGGCCAGUUCCCUUCCCCCUGGACCAGAGAGAAGCCCAGCCUAGACCCCCUCCCAUAGACUCGCUUCUUGGGGUUCAUUCCUCAGCCCCUGUGUGUCCCUUUUACCUUGAUGACGAGUAAAUUAUUGCUACUGCUACAAGGCCACAGGUACUAAA